Molecule: messenger RNA, 1927 nt
Organism: Magnolia sinica
Lineage: Eukaryota; Viridiplantae; Streptophyta; Magnoliopsida; Magnoliales; Magnoliaceae
Product: FCS-Like Zinc finger 8-like
Exons: 3
Coding region: 684-1640 (318 amino acids)
Source: RefSeq, a predicted model, not a curated record
UCUCAUUACUGGUUUUGUUCAUUGGCUCUUUGUGCAUGUUGGAUUUGACAGGCAGCUGCGAUUUUCUGUUGCUGAGAUAUAAAUAUAGGAUAAAGUAGGAACCCAUGAAAGAAAAAAGCGAGAAAGUAGACUAAGGAAAGUAGGAGAAGAAAUUAGAAGAGCUAGAAGAAGAAGAGUUGUUUAUGUUGUCUGGUUGAUGAAUGGCGUUUUUUGAUGUCUGGUUCUGUUCAUGGGCUGUUUCUGCUUGUGAUUUUCAAUGGACAAGGAAAUUAUGCUUUUCCCUUGAUCAUGAUUCUUCAUGUCAGGUUUGGAGCGUGGGGCUUUCUUCCAUGUAAGAUUAGGGAGAUUUUUCAACUGAUCUGAGUGAAUGGGUUUCUGGUUUCUGGUCUUUGCAUCAAAGUCGUUGUUCUUAUUAGAGUGUUAAAGUCCCUUGAUAUACAUUGAUACACCAUCUUCUAACAGCUCGAGCUUUUAGAGCAAGUGAUUGUUUGACAGUACUGGAGGUUGAGAGAGAGAGAGAGAGAGAGAGAGCUAUUGAUGUUUGCUUGUGAGUGAUGACCACUCAAAGAAAAUCUCGUCGACCUCAUUUAGGAAUUACGAAAUUUUGAUUUGUAUCAUCUUGGAUUUUUCAAGUGGCAGCAUUUGAAAAUUUUGAAACAGAGGAAAGGGAAGAAGAAGAAUCCAUGUUGAGAAGGCAAGGCCUGAUGGCUGCUGAUCAUGACCCACUCUCACGUCCCACGCAUAAAUACAGCAGACCCACUUCCUCAUUCUUCAGCUCUCCAAGGCUCUUCACUGCCUUCUCUCCAAAGGCUUCUGCUUUCUCAGAGCCUGAGACUGUGAUGAGCCCAACUUCAAUCCUUGACAGCAAGACAUUCUCCACCAUUGCAAAUCCUUUCUGGUCUGAUUAUAACAAAAAUGCCAAAUUUGCUGAAGAAAUUUGCGGCGAAAACUGGCACCCUUGGGAGAAAACUGAUUCGCGACGUAUCGGACUUGGCAUCAUCGACUCUCUCAACGAUGAGGACAAGAAUGGAAAGACAUUCACCAAACAGGGUAGUCGAAUGGUCUUGUUCGGAUCGCAGCUGAAGAUCCAAAUCCCCCCUCUCCCGCCUUCUGCAGUUUCUCCUGCCGCAUCACCCAGAUCCUCUUGCACUUAUGGAAUUGGAACCAGCAAUUCCCAAACUGGCAUGGCCACUUUGAAAACUCCGCCUGGUCUUGAAACACUGAGCUCUCCUCGAGUGUCCACAGGUUGUCUUUCUGCCAGUGAGAUGGAGCUAUCGGAGGACUACACAUGUGUGAUAGCACAUGGGCCGAACCCGAGGACGAUCCACAUCUUUGACAAUUGCAUAGUGGAGAGCUGUGGUGCGAUCUUUUCUGCCUCCGGGGAGGAAAAGAGUAGUUGCAUAGAUGAUCGAAAGGCGAACUACUCAGACACUUUUCUAAGCUUCUGUUACGCGUGCAAGAGGGAUCUCAGGCAGGGGAAGGACAUCUACAUGUACAGUGGCGAGAAAGCAUUCUGCAGCCGCAAAUGCUGCAACCAAGAGUUUCUAUUUGUUGAGGGAAUGGAGAAGUGCACAACGGAUUCAUCCAUUUCAUCACACUCCGAUGAAAUUGUUGAUUCUAUCAAUAGCAUUGGUUUUUGAUCCGUCAAGUAAUCUUUAUGCAUCAGCGGUCAGAGGAGUUGCGGCUGAUGAUGUCAAUUAGAAGAAUAAUUAGUCAAGAUAUGUAUUGAAGGUUAUAUAAAUAUACAUUUGGUUGUUAUUCCAUAUCUUUCCUUCUCUUCUUUAAUUUUUCAUUAGGGAGGGAGAGGGACAGCAAGUUUUUAUUUUUAUUUUUUUGUUGAAAAGGAUAGGUGUGAUGAUGUAUAAUGAACUUUGAUUAUAUCUUCUAUCUAUUAAUAUUCCAGUCACAUCUUCUUAUGGUGGGCCAA